Molecule: messenger RNA, 661 nt
Organism: Myiozetetes cayanensis
Lineage: Eukaryota; Metazoa; Chordata; Aves; Passeriformes; Tyrannidae
Gene: NDUFB7
Product: NADH:ubiquinone oxidoreductase subunit B7
Exons: 4
Coding region: 111-500 (129 amino acids)
Cellular component (GO): mitochondrion
Source: RefSeq, a predicted model, not a curated record
GGUUCCGGUGUUUCCGCUGCCCGGGGCCGUGUCCCGGUCCCGGCCUUUUAUUCCCAAUAUUCCUUAAAUAUUCCCGAUAUUCCUUAAAUAUUCCCGAUAUUCCCGCCGCCAUGGGCGCGCACCUGACGCGGCGCUACCUGUGGGACGCGGAGGUGGAGCCGGACCCGCUGCAGAUGCCGACCUUCCCCCCCGACAUGGGGAUGCCCGAGCGCCGGCCCCGCACCAUGGUGGCCUCGGCGUCCCAGCUGGCUGAGGCGCGGGUGCCGCUGGAGCAGAGGGAUUUCUGUGCCCAUCACCUGGUGCGGCUCCUGCGCUGCCACCGCGACAACUUCCCCGUGCCCUGGGGCUGCCACCACCUGAGGCACCAAUGGGACAGCUGCCAGCACGAGGAUUACGUGAUGCGCAUGAAGGAGUUCGAGCGCGAGCGGCGGCUCCGGCAGCGCCAGAAGCGGCUCCGGAAGCGCCAGGAGGCCACCGAGGCCACUGAGGCUGCUGAGUGACACCAGGUGACACCGAGGCCACCGACAGUGAGUGACACCGAGUGACACCGAGGCCACCGAGUGACACCAAGGCCACUGAGUGGCACUGAGUGACAGCCGCCACCCCCAGCCACGGUGACAAGGCCACCCCUGUCCAAUAAAAUCACCGAGUGAUGCCGUGA